AUGGAAGCCUGCAACAUCGGUGUGCUCCUUGAGGAAACUCAUAUUCUCUCAAGGCUAACAGCUUGCCGCGAUUUGCCGUUUGAGUCCGUUCGGUACUGGAGGAACACCUUUGUAGUUCAGCUAGUCUACAUUCCAGCGGAGAAUCCCUUCAACCGUGAAAUUUGGAAACACCACUCGCCGAGGAAAGCUCUAGGGGAAUGGGGUUGUCUCCUAUUCUUCCUCCUCGUUCUCCCUGGUCUCCUCCUCCUCACCCUCCUCCUCCUCACCCUCCUCCUCCUCACCCUCCUCGUCUACAUCUUCCUCGUCUACAUCUUCCUCGUCCUCUUCCUCGUCCUCUUCCUCGCUCUCAUCUCCAGCCCCCUCGCAUGGUUCAUCGUCCACGUCACACAUCUCCUCGUAAAACAAUUGUUCCCACCUUUCCUCCUCGUCAAACUCAUCAUCAUCAUCAUCAUCAGACUCGUGGAUGGCAAGUUGCUGGAGGCCAUUUGGGCCGAGGUGGAAGGAGUCCCCAUUCGUCAUGCCCCAUUCUAG
Penicillium crustosum is the source of this 531-nucleotide messenger RNA. RefSeq lists its product as uncharacterized. The record is from RefSeq and is a predicted model, not a curated record. Bases 1 to 531 code for a protein of 176 amino acids. NCBI's taxonomy places the organism in Eukaryota, Fungi, Ascomycota, Eurotiomycetes, Eurotiales, Aspergillaceae. The transcript has 5 exons.